AUGCAGCUGAGCUCUAUACAUAGCUGCCUUUGCUCAAGGCAAAAGGCUUCGGCGGAUGGAGUGCUUUUUCCUUUCCAAAAAUGCCUAUGAGUUUAAUUAAACUUCAAGUAUAAACCAGCUGGCGGGAGAUACCACCUUAUCAACUUGUUGACGGCUUGCAAUUCCAAGUAAGUUAUUGUCUUUAUUACAGAACUUCUGUUGGAUGUUAAAUCGGCACUAUUUCUUCAGAAGCUUUGCUUUAGUCUCUUUCCUUUCAAUAAGAAAUAUGUCACAAUUCAUUCCCCCCCCCCUUUCUUCUUGCAUCAGGGAAAUAGAAUUGACUGUUGCAAACAUUGGUGUGGAACAACACUGCCCACAAAUCUGUCCAUAAUAUCUAACAGUCAGUAAAGAAAUGAACCCCCCUAACAAUUCUUAAUUGGUUUUGUCAUAUUAUGUUUGAUUUUGCAAUUCAAAAUUGCUUUGUGUGGCAUUAUUUAAAAGCAGAAAAUUGCUUUGUGUAUACUUUGAUAAAUCUCUCUGUGCAUUGAUAGAUGCUGAAUAAAUAAUAAUAUAAUUCAAAUAAUGGCUGGGAACACCUUACACGCUACAGGUUCUGCUUGAUUGCAUUUUGUUAAUGGAGGGGGACUUUUGGUCAUGUUUACUGUAAAAGAUAUUGACAAUCUCCUCUGCUGCCUAAAUUUGUUCUCCUUUCUGCCAGGUAAAGAUGGGUGUCCUAGCUGUGCUAAUUCUCCCACUGCUGGUGGUUGGAAUCAGCGGGAUUGUAUAUAUUUAUCGGACAGUUACUCAUCUGAUGUCAAAAUCUGCCGUGCGGAGCAAAGUUGUAGUGAUCACUGAUGCUCUCUCUGGUGUGGGCAAGGGUAAGCAGGUGCAGCAAAUGACUAAUAGCCUGUUGUGUGACACACACACACUCUCUCUCUCUAAUAGAAAUCUGGGUUGCUGUGAUUCCAUUGUGCCAUCCAGUUCUCUGGCACGUGCACCUUGAGGAACAUUCAGAAUCUUAAAGAAUCCAGCUGCCAUUAAAAAGAAACAUAAUUUCUAGACCUUGUGGUUGUCCAUGAAAACUUGAAAAUAUGGCGAGCAAUUGGCUCAGAAACCAAUUGGACAAGAGUCAGGGCUUCAGCACUGCAAGAGACAUAAAAUCUAUGUGUAUUUGAACAGAACGGAACCUCUCAGUGGUGAUAUUAAUGGAGGGAAUCCUUCAAAUGGCCCAGUUCAUUCCCAUCAUGGAUGCUUUAGCUGAGAUUCCUGCAUUGUUGGACUAGAUGACUCUUAGGGUACCUUCCAACUCUACAAUUCUACGAGUCUAUUAUUCUAUGAUCCACCUGUGUCCACAUUCUUUCCCAUUCUUUCCUAAACUGCCUGAUAAAUUUUCUGUUGUCUUAGUAAUGGAGUACCCUGUGGCUUUUGCAUUCUUUCCCCUCAACUGUACCCUGACCUGAAACAAAUUCAAAAUUCUUCAGAAAUCAAUAUGUUCCAAUUGAACCAAUUUAGUAAAGCUAAGUAAGAUAGCUAAUAUUGUUAUUGUUUGCAUUCUACUAACCCUUGUGGUGUGGAGCAGGGCAAAAAAGUGCAUAAACAAAUUAUAGGUAUUGAUAGGUAAAUUAACCACCACCACCCCUUUUGCCUAAUUGGUUCUGCAACAGAAACUGGGUCUUUCUUCCUUGCAAAACUUAGGUUUGCUUUUGGUGCCGACUUCUGGAAUCCCAGUUGAUGGCUUUAUAUACACCAAAAUGAAUUAGCAAUAAAAGCAGCUGCACUGUAUUUAUUUAGAGAAUCAAUGUCCACAUAGCAUUCUCAUCAUAAUGCUAGAGAAAUGUGGGCUAGGAAGAAUGACAGUCAGGUGGAUCCAGAAUUAGUUGAAAAGCUGCUUUCCUACAAACACUAAGUCUUAGAUGAAAUAAAUGGGUCUAUUUAUAGCCGGGUGGCUGUGCUGUUGCAGUGAGAUCUAAUUGCACAUACAGUAACUAUCAGGUGGCAGCAGGGCGGUAUAAAUAGAUUAUUUCUAUAAUCCAUAAGUUAUGCACCAGUGCUGAGCUUUAAGGUUUGAGACCAGUAAGAAGGCAUGCAGAAGGCUCUCUUGAAGUGAAAUUGCUUACAGGCUUUGGGGCGCUCGAGCCUUGAGCAGGCAGCCAUCACAGCAGCCGUCCAAUUAACGGAUGGGCUCAUAGCAAAAGAAGGUAUCAGAGGGCUGGAAAGUGAUCCAUUUCAGCUGCAUGGGGUUCUCUGAUCAGCUUGUUGCUCUGCUGCCUGCCAGGCUGUGGAAACAGGAUAUGUCAGUUGAGAAAUCAUCAGGGGCUCAUAUGCACCAUUUGGCAGAUGCACUUGGGGAAGUUCACAAAGAUGUUGCUGGAGUCUGGACUCUUAACUCCCAUCAUCUCUGACCAUUAGCCAUGUUAGCGGGGGAGGCUCAGCUCUAUCUGGAAGGCCACAGCUUCUCGAUCCCUGUUUAAGACGGUGCAUAGGUGAGUUCUCUCACCUGACAGUUUGUUCCAUAGCAUGCACCCAGCAUGCCCAUUUCUGUCUGACAUUAACAGCUUCCACUGCAGUGGGAGGUGGAGGGUUUGCUAACUGAAACAUCAUGAUGUUCUUACAUCUUCAGAACAACUUCACAACUGGUGAGACUGCACUGGCUGACCAGUUCGUUUCUAUAAGAAAACUUGGGUGCAUUUAUUUGUUUGCACAGUUUAUGGGUUUCAGACAAUAUACAUGGUGCAAUUUCUCAACUCUCUGAAGACCCACUAUUUAAAAUAUAACCAAUGCCUUGUGUAUGUAUGUGCUGCAGUGUUAAGAGAACAUCUCCCCCUUGUUUAUUUCAAACUAACAAGAAUACAGGUACAUGCUUUAUAUAUGCUUUAAGCCAGGCAUAGGCAAACUUGGCCCGACAGAUGUUUUGGGACUACAACUCCCAUCAUCCCUAGCUAAUAGGACCAGUGGUCAGGAAUGAUGGAAGUUGUAGUCCCAAAACAUCUGGAGGGCUGAGUUUGCCUAUGCCUGCAUUAAGCCACCCAGAGUGGCUGGGGAAACCCAGCCAGGUGGCCAGGGUAUAAAUAAUAAAAUUAUCAUCAUCAUCAUCAUUGUCAUCAUCUAACCUGCAUUAUUCACUGGUUUAUCUUUCAGAAUGCUCACGAGUAUUUCACACAGGUGGAGCAAGGCUAGUUCUGUGUGGUAAACACCUGGACAAGUUAGAAGCUCUCUAUGAUGCUUUAAACAGUGUGGCUGAUCCUAGAGCAGUAAGUAUCCUGUAAGGGACUGUGUAACGACAGCAGUAUUUUUCCCUAUGAAACAAGAGAAACAGAAGAUAUAAGCUUGUACCUUUUUCUCACUACUUUUGAAUUAGGCUUUGCUGUCUACUAUGCAGGGCCAGGGUGAAGCAAUGAUCUCAGGCGGUGGAUUAGCUUCUGUAAAAGCAAUUGUGCAGCAAAAUUGGCUACACCUAGCAGGAAGUUCUCUGCCUACACCUAACAGGAAGUUGAGGGAUCUAGCUCACUUUGAGAUGGCACAUGUAAUUCCCAUUAAGAAUCUAAUUAUUGAAGACUUGUAGAUGAGAAGAAGAGGUAUUAAGGUCAACAAGGCAAACCCACCACACUGAAGGUAGCAGCGAGCCUACCCCGUCCCCCAAAUAAAACCCAUAUGUAAACAAAUAGAUUUAAAUAGAGCUUAUUACCUUCCAGGACAUACAGUGUGCCAUAAGCAGAAAGCAUGCAUGAGAUCAAAGGUGUGACUAGAAAACGGUUAGCUUCAGUUGAAUGCUUGGUGGUUGAAGCAUGUUGAUGUACUAUACAUUAUGGAGCAGAGGGUUAAGCAAUGUUUGGUAUGACUAUCAAAUUGCAACUGAAAACAAGUUUUCUAUGACAACAGUGUACAUAUGUUCUCCCCCACUGUCUUCUGAAAUGGGCCCAUUUUGACCAUACAAGCAAUCCCAAUCAUCUCUGGGUAUCAGCUCAGGUGGAUAUACAAAGUGGCUACUGGACAAUCAGUCUGUAGCAAUACCAACAACCUCUGAACUGGAUAAAGCUUCACUUUGAAUAAAUUGCUACUAAUUAUAUUCAUAGUUCUUCUGUUGUGUAUAAGGAUAUCCAACUGGAUGCUGCUAUCUGUUUCCCUAAACGAUCUGUGAAGUUUAUAGAAGUUAUGGAAGUUGUCCCAUAUUUCUGUAUUUUAAAAAUGCCCUUCAAGAAAGGGAAGUAACAAUCCUUUGCUUCUUUUCAGACAUUUACACCAAAGCUUGUCCUACUCGAUCUGUCUGAUGUAAACUGCAUCCAAGAUGUAGCUAAAGAAAUCCUGGAUUGCUAUGGAUGUGUGGAUAUACUUAUCAACAAUGCUAGCACAAAGGUGAAGGGAACAGUGCAGAACAUAUCACUGGAAAUUGACAAAAAGGUUAUGGAUGCCAACUAUUUUGGGCCUAUAACGCUCACCAAAGGUAUUUGGAACUGUGCCCCCUUACGACCUUUGUAUCUCCCUUUAGAGGUGGGGCAGGUGGGGCACACUUUGGAAGCAUUUCUCUUCUUGGAGAGGCUGAUCACACUCAUGGCAUCUCCACAUUACAAACUUGCAUCAGUUUUGUGCUGCCUUCAAAGAAUCUAGGAACUUGGUGAUACUGUGGAAUAUUAUCUGUUCAAGAGCUGUAGCCUCUUUGCAACACUACCAUUUCCAAGAUUCCCUGGGGGAAGCUAAUGAUAUCUGUAGUGCAAUAUAACCUUAAUGUCUAAUGACUCCCACUAGUACUCUUGGACAUGAUCUGACCAAAUGUAAGCACAUAUUAUCCCAUUCAUGCACAUGUAUUUAUCUCCCGCUGAAAUGCUUAAUAUUUCCUGUACCCAUUCAUACUAAGCUGUCUUAACAGUUACAACAGUCCGCUACCCACUGUAUAGACACAAUUGCAGCUAACAUGAUCAUCCCAAUAGAUGAAUAAGGUUGCAUGGCAACCUUCAACUAGCAGAAACUGAUGCAGAGCACAAUGACAUCUGAGUUUGAUGUUGGUGACUACUAGUUCUUCAUAUAUGGGCUCACUUGUGGAAUGAUGAUGUUGACUACAGUUCCCAUUGUACUCAGCCAAUGCUAAUGGGAUCUGGAGUCCAACAAUACUGGGCAGGCACCAUGUUGGCUACCCGCACAGUAGGGCAUGGGAACUAGGUGGCUACGCCUUAGUUGUGCAGUUUAAGAGUUUAUUUUUUUAGGAGAUUGGGAAUAGGAAUUUUCUCUUUCAAUAUUGGCUGCCAAUAGUAGGAACUGUUCAUGGUGUUGGGAUACCGUUCUUUGAACUUAUUUUUCACUGAUUCAUAUAGCCUUAACUAUUACACAGGCAAGGAAAAGAAAUGUUGGAGAUGUGUUUAGAUAAGGAUCACUGCCCCGGCAACUGCAUGUCUCUAAAAUCAUUCAUUUUCUGCCAUCUUUUCACCCUUGCAGCCCUUAUUCCCAACAUGAUCUCCAGAAGAACUGGGCAAGUUGUGCUAGUCAAUAACAUCCAGGGGAAAGUAGGAGUGCCUUUUCGUGGAGCCUGUAAGUUUACAGAUUGAGAAAAUAACCAUUUGUUGCAACGGUGCUGAAUGCAGCAAGCUGAGCCCUUCCAAGUGGCCCAUCAGUUCCCAACCUAGUUUUCUGGUGGCGGCAGCAGCACUGUUUGUGGGGGAGGAAUAAGUUCAGAACACCAUCAGAGACUGAACAGUUUUAAUCCUCAUCUAGACAGAGAUAUUUCAAGCUCUCUGUCCAGCCCAGUACCAUGAUGAAGAAUCAAAUUACCCACUCUCUGCUCAUCAGAUAAUUGAUCUGAUGAACAGAAAGGGGCAAUUUUAAGAGAAGUUUCAAGCUCUCCACUCAGCCCAGCACUGUGCAAAUUGCUCACUGACCACACAUCAGUUCAAUUAACUGAUGAACAGGGAUUUCAAUUCUUAUUGCAUGGACUGUUAAAUAUGUUACUAUCGGGCUUCCAGCUGACCACUAACCCCAAGAGUUUUUAACCCAUUGAGAAAAAGCAGGUGUCAAAUCUGUCAGGUGCCAUUCCAUUUCUCCAUAUUUUUCAGAAGUAAGAAACUGACGUGGGGAUCCCACCCAUAAGCCCAAUGACAACUCUGAGUAUUUCAGCAAAACCUGUCCUUUCAGUCAACACAAUUUGCUUCUUCUUUGGGUUUCUGGAAGAGUUGAAAAGCCAACAUUUAAAAUAAAAGGCUCACUGUGAAACUGGAUCUGUGCUAUUGUUUGGUGCUAAAAUGAUCAGGAAUUGGGUUUCUAGGAACCCAAAUUUCUGUAUAUUAUAACUGAGAGGAUAAUAUACUGUGGGGAGAAGAGUUUAUUUUUUUAGUAUAUGAGGUCAUCUCUUUUUUUCCUCCUAGAUGCUGCUUCCAAGCAUGCUGCUCUGGGCUUCUUUGAUUGUCUGAGGGCAGAACUGCAGGAAUUUGGUGUUUGCGUCAGUACCGUGACUCCAAGUUUCAUACGUGCAUCCCAUGUUCAACCACAGGCUAGCAACUGGGAAGCCUCUGUGUGGAAAUGUAAGAUUAACCAAAGCUGGGGUGGGGAUGGGGGAGCCGGAAUAAAAGGUGGAAGAAGAGAAGAGUGGAGCAGGCCAGUGUGGUGGGAACCUGAAAUGAGACGCAAUAUGAAUUGCAUACUAGUAGUGGGUGAAAUGGGGCAUGGAGGGAGUUUAGACAAAUUUAGGGGAAUACAUAUAUAUCAACAUUUCAACAAAGGGGACUGAGGCAUGCAUCUUCUUGCUGUCAACAUUUUUUAAACGCUCGCUUUCUAGGAACAGCAAGAGAUUGAGGAGGAGUAUUAUUCCAGUAGGAGUCUUGAACUGGUUUAAGCAUUCUGUAUCCUCUAACUCUGAUGUGACAGUGGUAUGAGAUGGUUUGUGGUCUGCAUCUAGGAAAUCAUUUCUGAGCCCACCUACCAGAUGCUUACGGGAUGUGCUGGCCCUGAUCUGAAAUAAUAGGUAAAUAAUUUCAGAGCAGGGUCAGUGUGUCUCAUCUUGCCACUUGCAGAGAAACAUUGUUUCCCUCUUUCAGUCUUUUUCAGAAAACUGGCCAAUGGUGUCCACCCUGUGGAGGUAGCGGAUGAAAUUCUCCGGACAGUGAGCAGGAAGAAGCAAGAAGUGUUCAUGGCAAAUCCCAUUGCAAAGGCAGCUGUUUACAUUCGCACGUUCUUCCCAGAGUUGUUUUUUGCUGUUGUGGCCGCUGGAGUGAAAGACAAACAGAAAAUAGAAGAUGAAAAAUGAUUUGUAUCCUGCUCAUCUAAGUUGGCCGUAGGGUUGCCAGAAGCUCUCUAUUAUAUGGGCUGAUCCAUUGGGAAGCUAAAAGCAGGGAUGUUAGCAGAAGAUCAUACAACUCAAAAAUGAAACAAUGAAAUGUUUCUGGUUUGAGGAUUUGGAGGCAGUGGAGUUGGGAAUGGUAGUCUUUUCAACUACUAUUAAAGGUGCACUCCCGGGCUCUGGAACUACAAUCCCCAGGGUGCUCUGUGAGCCUUCGGAAACACCGGAAACACCUGGGAAUUGCAGUUACACAAGAAAGUUAAUAAAAUGGAGGAAGAGGCUAUGCUCUGCAUGUUGGCUCUUGUAGUCAGAGAGGAGUCGUGGAAGUAGGGAGACCUAAAUAGACACAAACAGAGAAAAUGAGGAGGUUCAGGCACCAGGGAUAACUGGAGAAAUAGUUGGGGUUAGUUUAUGUGUUUGUUAACAAAGUGUUGAGCUGGUAGGAAGCAAACUUGAUUUAGUGAAGAGGAAAUCCUCGGGAAGCAAAAGUGAAGUGCCUUGCCAAUAUUUGCACAAGAAUUAUCCCUCUUCCAACUUCAAAACCCCAAGAUUAUUUCAAUAGCUUCAAGUAGGGUUGAUUCUGAUAACUUGUAACUGUAAAGAAUCAUGGAAACACUGGGUUAACAGGGAAGCAUUCUGUGUUUCGAAAUCGAGAAAUCUGUACAUCUCCAGGUUUUAGGGCAACCGGAUGAUUUUUGAAGCCCCAAAUAGGGAUGAGGGAGAAUUCAAUUUUGUUUGCAAUUUAAUGAGAAACUACCUAAUUUGUAGGGACGCGGGUGGCGAUGUGGGUUAAACCACAGAGCCUAGGGCUUGCUGAUCAGAAGGUCGGCGGUUCGAAUCCCCACGACGGGGUGAGCUUCUGUUGCUCGGUCCCUGCUCCUGCCAACCUAGCAGUUCAAAAGCACUUCAAAGUGCAAGUAGAUAAAUAGGUACCGCUCUGGCGGGAAGGUAAACGGCGUUUCCGUGCACUGCUCUGGUUCACCAGAAGUGGCUUUGUCAUGCUGGCCACAUGACCCGGAAGCUGUACGCCGGCUCCCUCGGCCAAUAAAGCAAGAUGAGCGCCGCAACCCCAGAGUCCGUCACGACUGGACCUAAUGGUCAGGGGUCCCUUUACCUUUACCUGAUUUGUAAGGAUAAAAUGGGCAGGGGGAGAACCAUUUACACAACCUUGAGCUCCUUGGAGGAAAGGUGGGAUACUAAUGUAAUAAUAACUUAAAUGGAUAGUAAAUAUUUAAAAAUGAGAAUAGCAAGGUCAAAAACAUGUUAGCUCAUUCUUUUGUGUUAGCCGGUGAUGCAUUUAAGAAGAUGAGACUUUUCAUAAUGUUCAGCUGUAGCAGAGCUGGGGUAAUUAUUAGAGGACAAUGUUGGAAGGAAAAACGAGAGGCGGUCAGUUACAAGCAUGGUUGCACUUGCACUGAUUUUGGGCUUAGGUCUGUAUAUAUAAUAUCACCUGCAGUACACACUGUGCUACAUCCUGGCCCAAGCCCUGCCUGCACUGCAGGAAAGCAUGUUUGCAAUGCCAGCAGAGCAAACACUAUCUGUAUAGUUGCAAGAGCAAUGCCUGCACAGGGGGAUAAUAUCAUUGCAUUUGUAUUGGUUGUAGCCGGAGUGUGUGGAGGUUUUUAGAUUGUUUGAGCAAUAGGCAUGCCUCACGUACUGCUUGCAAGAAACUGAGGUGAAUGCAUCCAUUCUGAAAACAUAGUGUGUGCAUGUGAACGAGGGGAGGGGGCCGAACUGAAAAAUGGCUGCUGUUAGGCUUGCAUUUGCUGUAGAACUUUCAGCUGCUGGGGCCCAAACAGUGCACAUAAUGGAGGUGUGCUUGUCUCCUCCUCCCUGUUCCAGUGUAGGGAUGGGAGACAAGCCCUACAAGGCCUUCCCUGACUCCACUGCCUCUUCCUUUAUUUCUUCUUGGCCCACCAGCUUAAAUUUAUAGCACAUGUGCUCCCUUCAAAAAGAGAAUCCACUUCCUCAAAACACCUUCGUAGGUGUACACAACAGGAAAAACAUAUGACCAAUACAAUUAGGAAUAUUUGAAAAGGAUGUGUAUUUGCAUUUCCCAGAUUUCUAGGUUUCAGAUCAAGCAACCCUACCCAGAAGUGAUAUAAAUAAAGUCCUUGUUUCAACUUUG
Molecule: messenger RNA, 9368 nt
Organism: Podarcis lilfordi (Lilford's wall lizard)
Lineage: Eukaryota; Metazoa; Chordata; Lepidosauria; Squamata; Lacertidae
Source: the annotation of a GenBank genome assembly